CGGGGCCGAGCAGGUUUAAAUCCCGGCGGCGCUUGGCGCGGGCCGUGGAGCGAGCGGAGGGACUGCGCACGGGCCCUGGAGCGCGCAGGGAGCAGACACAGCGGAUUUCGGGCUAGUCAGCUCUGCACAGCCAGCCGGGCACCAUGAACGGCCACGCCUCUCCUCUGGACGUCCUGGUCACCGACAGCACCAAGCCGGCCAUCGUCCCCAAGGCCACCAAGGCCGUGCAGGGAGCCGGCGCACCCCCCGGGCCGCAGGCCGGGAGCGUCGCCGGGGUGCACGUGGCGGCGUCGGGCCAGACCCUGAGUCUCUACGCCGCCAUGAAGCAGGGCCUGCUCCCGGAGCGGCUUGGGCUGGCUCUGCUGGAGGCCCAGGCCGCCACCGGGGGCCUCGUGGACCCCGCCCAGGGCCAGCUUCUCCCCGUGUCUGAGGCCCUGCGGUGCGGCCUGGUGGGCCUGGAGCUGAAGGAGAAGCUGCUGGCUGCGGAGCGUGCGGUCACUGGGUACCCUGACCCCUACGGGGGUGAGAAGCUGGCCCUCUUCCAGGCCAUUGGGAAGGAGGUUGUAGACAGGGCGCUGGGGUGGAGCUGGCUGGAGGCCCAGCUGGCCACGGGGGGCCUGAUAGACCCCAUGCGGGGAGUGCGCCUGGCCCCGGAGCUGGCCUGCCAGCAGGGCCUCCUGGACCAGGAGACGCAGCGCGGCCUGUCAGAGCGUGAGCCGGCCUUCCUGGACCCCAACACCCUGGAGCGGCUGUCCUACGGCGAGCUGCUGGGCCGCUGCGUGCGGGCCCCCGCCACGGGGCUGGCCCUGCUGCCUCUGCAGACCACCUUCCGCACGCUGGGCGGGGCGGCCAGCUCAGCCGAGCUGCUGGAGGCCGGGAUCCUGGACAAGGAGACGGCCCGGGGCCUGCAGGAGGGCACGCUGUCAGUGCAGGAGGUGAGCGCCCGCCCCCAGGUGCGGCGCUACCUGCAGGGCACCGGCGGUGUGGCCGGGGUCGUCCUGCUGCCCGCCGGCCGCAAGAAGAGUUUCUUCCAGGCCGUCACCGAGCACCUGCUGCCCGUGGGCGCCGCACUGCCCCUCCUUGAGGCUCAGGCCGCUGCCUGCGCUCUGGUGGACCCGGCCACCGGCCAGAGGCUCAGCGUGGACGAGGCAGUCAGGGCAGGCCUGGUGGGCCCAGAGCUGCACGGGCAGCUCCUGGAGGCAGAGCAGGCGGUGUCCGGGUUCCACGACCCCUUCAGCGGCACCCGCAUCCCCCUCUUCCAGGCCAUGAAGAAGGAGCUGGUGGGCCGGCCUCUGGCGCUGCGGCUCCUGGAUGCCCAGCUGGCCACGGGCGGGCUCGUGUGUCCAGCCCGCAGGCUCCGGCUGCCCCUGGAGGCCGCCCUGCGCUACGGCUGCCUGGACGAGGAGACGCAGCAGCAUCUCUCACAGGCUGCUGGCUUCUCGGACCCCCACACGCAGGAGAGCCUCAGCUACAGGCAGCUGCUGGCCCGCUGUGUCACCGACCCGGAGACGGGGCUGGCCUUCCUGCCCCUCCCAGGAGAGGCCCGUGGAGAGGAGCCACAGGGACCCCCGUUCAUCGAGCACAGCACCCGGCAGGCCUUGAGCGAGGCCACGGCCGCCGUCUCGGUGGGUGGGCUGCAGGAGAAGCCCGUGUCCCUGUGGGAGCUGCUCUUCUCCGAGGCCGUCCCGGUGGAGCAGAGGGCAGCGCUGGCGCAGCAGCACCAGCGAGGGACGCUGUCCGUGGAGGAGCUGGCCGCCGUGCUGCGGGCCACCCUAGAGCAGGCCGCGGCCACCGCCAAGACCACCUUCUCUGGGCUCAGGGUCCCCGUGUCGCCCGGGGAGCUGCUGCAGGCAGAGAUCAUCGGCCAGGACGUGUAUGAGCAGCUGGCGCGGGGACAGACCACGGCGCAGCACGUGGGCAGCCUGGACUCGGUGCAGAGGUACCUGCAGGGCACCGGCUGCAUUGCCGGCCUGCUGCUGCCUGACUCCCGGGAGCGGCUCAGCAUCUACGAGGCUCAGAAGAAGGGGCUCCUGCGGCCGGGCACAGCCCUCGUCCUCCUGGAGGCGCAGGUGGCCACCGGCUUCCUCAUCGACCCGAAGGAAAACCAGAGGUACUCCGUGCAGGCGGCGCUGCAGGCCGGCGUCAUCGGGCCCAGCCUGUUCGCCAAGCUGCUGUCGGCCGAGCGCGCGGUCACCGGCUACACUGACCCCUACACCGGGGAGCCCAUCUCCCUCUUCCAGGCCAUGCAGAAGGGCCUGAUCGUCCGCGAUCACGGCAUCCGCCUGCUGGAGGCCCAGAUCGCCACGGGCGGCAUCAUCGACCCCGUGCACAGCCACCGGCUGCCCGUGCACGUGGCCUACCAGCGCGGCUACUUCGACCAGACACUGAACUUGAUCCUGGCGGACCCGAGCGACGACACCAAGGGCUUCUUCGACCCCAACACGCACGAGAACCUCACCUACAUGCAGCUGCUGGAGCGCUGCGUACGCGAUGCCGAGACCGGCCUCUACCUGCUGCUGCUCAGCAGCGAGCGUCCCCAGCUGGUGGAUGGCGCCACCCGGCGGGCCUUCCAGAGCCUGCUGCUGCCCACGAGCCACGGGCGCUUCCGGGGGCGGCGGGUGUCUGCGUGGGAGCUGCUCAACUCGGAGUGCUUCAGCGAGGCCCAGCGGCGGCAGCUGCUGCACCGCUACCGGCGGCGCGAGCUCUCCUUGGAGCAGGUAGCGAAGCUGCUGCAGAGGGAGUCGGCGCGGUGCACGGACAUCACGCUGCCCGCGCUGCGGGGGCGCGUCACCCCUUUCCAGCUCCUGGAGGCCCACAUCAUCGACCAGGAGCUCCUGGACCGGCUGCUGGCCGGGGCGGUCAGCCCUGAGGCCCUGCUCCGCAUGGACGGCGUCCGCAGGUACCUGCGUGGCUCAGGCGCCGUGGGUGGCGUGCUGCUGCCGUCCUCCAACCGGAGGCUCAGCCUCUACCAGGCCAUGAAGCAGAAGCUGCUGGGGCCGGGCGUGGCCCUGGCGCUGCUGGAGGCCCAGGCGGCCACCGGAGCCCUCGCCGACCCCCAGAGCCUGGAGCACCUGUCAGUGGAGGAGGCUGUGCGCAGGCAGCUGGUGGGGCCCGAGCUGUAUGCCCGGCUGAGACGGGCCGAGGACGCUGUGACCGGCUUCCGGGACCCCUUUUCUGGGCAGCGGGUGUCCCUGUUCCAAGCCAUGAGGAAGGGCCUGGUCCGCGAGGAGCAGGCUGCCCGCCUCCUACAGGCCCAGCUGGCCACAGGAGGGGUCGUCGACCCCGCAGGCCACUACCACCUGCCCGUGUCCGCGGCCGUCGAGCGUGGCUACAUCGACCAGGAGACGGAGACGGCCUUGUCCAGCUCCUGCGAGACCUACCCCACGCCAGACGGCCGGGGAAACACCAGCUACGUCCAGCUUCUGGGACAGUGUGUGAAGGACGAGGCCUCCGGCCUGUACCUCCUGCCCCUGCAGGAAAGCGCUCCUGCCAUGCCCACAGACGAGCAGGUCCGGGAGACCCUGCAGGCCACUGCGGGGGCCGCGGACGGCACGUCCCUCUGGGAGCUGCUGGCCUCCUGCCACUUCUCGGAGGAGCAGCGGAGGGGCUUCCUGGAGGACUUCCGCGCAGGGAGGACCACCGUGCGGCAGCUGCAGAUGGCCGUGCAGAGCUGCCUGCGGGAGGCGGAGCUCCUGGCCCAGGCCCGCGUCACCAUGCCCGGCCCCCGGGGCGAGGUUCCCGCGGUCUGGCUGCUGGACGCCGGCAUCAUCGCCCCGGAGACCCUGGCGGCACUGGCCCGGGGCGCGCGGUCUCCUGCCCAGGUCGCCGAGGAGCCUGCGGUGAGGGCCUGCCUGUGGGGCACGGGCUGCGUGGCCGGGGUGCUGCUGCAGCCCUCGGGGACCAAGGCCAGCGUCGACCAGGCCGUGAAGGACGGCCUCCUGCCCGCGGGCCUGGGGCAGAGUCUGCUGGAGGCCCAGGUGGCCUCGGGCUCCCUUGUGGAUCCCCUGACCGGCCAGAGGCUGUCCGUGGAAGACGCAGUCAAGGCCGGCCUGGUGAGCGGGACGCUGAGCGAGCAGCUCCGGCAGGCGGAGAGGGCCGUGACUGGGUACACGGACCCCUACUCGGGGGGCCGCCUCUCGCUGUGGCAGGCCGUGGAGAAGGGGCUCGUGCCCCAGGGCGAGGGCCUCCCGCUCCUGCAGGCCCAGCUGGCCACAGGUGGUGCCGUGGACCCCACCUACGGGGUGCACCUGCCCCAGGCGGCAGCCUGCAAGCUGGGCCUCCUGGACGAGCGGACGAGUCGGGUGCUGACCGGCACCGAUGAGGACCACCGGUUCUUCUUCGACCCCAGCUCGCGGGACAAGGUGACCUACCAGCAGCUCAAAGAACGCUGUGUCCUUGAUGCCGACACCGGCCUGUGGCUGCUGCCCCUGCCCCAGGAUGUGGCCCUGGAGGUGGACAAGCACACGGCCGUGGCCCUGAGGGCCAUGAAGGUGCCCGUCGGGGCCGGGCGGUUCAAGGGGCUCACCGUGUCGCUCUGGGACCUGCUGCACUCGGAGUACGUCAGCGGUCGCCGGCGGCGGGAGCUGGCGGCACUCUGCCAGUCUGGGCGGGCCACGGCCCUGCGGCAGGUGGUCAGCACGCUCACCGCCCUGGUCGAGGCCUCGGAGAAGAAGCCCCCGCAGGCCGUCUUCAGGGGGCUCCGGAAGCAGGUGUCGGCCAGCGACCUGUUCAGGUCCCAGGUGAUCGACAAGAAGACGCUGGACGAGCUGAGCCGGGGUGCGAGGACCGUGCAGGAGGUUACACAGAUGGACAGCGUGCGGCGCUGCCUGGAAGGGGGCAACUUCAUCGCCGGGGUCCUCGUCCAGGCCACCAAGGAGAGGAUGAGCGUCUCCGAGGCCCUGAGCAGGGGCAUCCUGCGGCCCGGCACGGCCCUGGUGCUGCUGGAGGCCCAGGCGGCCACAGGGUUCCUCAUCGACCCCGUGGCCAACCGCAGGCUGACCGUGGAGGAGGCCUUCGCGGCAGGGAUGUUUGGGAAGGAGACCUACCAGAAGCUGCUGUCGGCCGAGCGUGCAGUCACCGGCUACACCGACCCCUACACCGGGGAGCCCAUCUCGCUCUUCCAGGCCAUGCGGAAGGACCUGAUCGUCCGCGACCACGGCAUCCGCCUGCUGGAGGCCCAGAUCGCCACGGGCGGCAUCAUCGACCCCGUGCACAGCCACCGGCUGCCCGUGGAGGUGGCCUACGAGCGCGGCUACUUCGACGAGGAGAUGAACCGCGUCCUGGCGGACCCGAGUGACGACACCAAGGGCUUCUUCGACCCCAACACCCACGAGAACCUCACGUACAUGCAGCUGCUGGAGCGCUGUGUGGAGGACCCCGAGACCGGCCUGUACAUGUUACAAAUCGUGAAGAAAGGAGAGCCGUACGUGUACAUCGACGAGGCCACGAGGCGGGCCCUGCGGCUGCAGACCGUGACCAUGCGUGUGGGGAGGUUCGCGGGUCAGAGCGUGUCCGUCUGGGACCUGCUGUCCUCUCAGUACUUCACGGAGGACCGGCGGCGGGAGCUGGUCCAGCAGCACCGAGCCCGGGCCCUGAGUCUGCAGCGGCUGCUGGAGAUCGUCACCGCCACGGUCGAGGAGACGGAGGAGCAGCACCAGGUCAUCAAGGUGCCGGGGAUCGGCGGGGACGUGACGGCCGCGGACCUGUUCAACGCGGGCAUCAUCGACAGGAAGAGCCUGGACGCGCUGCGCGGGGGACAGGCGCUCGGCGGCCUGGAGCACGUGAAGGCCUACAUAGAAGGCAGUGGCUGCAUCGCGGGCGUGACCGUCCCCUCCACACAGGAGGUGAUGAGCGUCUACGAGGCCAGCGCCAGAGGACUCAUCCCCACGGGGUUCGCGGCCCUGCUGCUGGAGGCCCAGGCGGCCACAGGGUUCAUGCUGGACCCCCACACCCACCGGAGGCUCUCCGUGGACGAGGCCGUGGCCGCCGGCCUGGUGGGCGAGGACCUACAGGACAGGCUCCGGGACGCCGAGAAGGCUGUCAAGGGCUACCCGGACCCCGACACGGGGCGCACGCUCCCGCUGCUCCAGGCCAUGGAGAGGAAGCUGGUGGACAGGGAGGCGGCGCUGAGACUGCUGGAGGUGCAGGUGGCCACCGGGGGCGUCGUGGACCCGCAGCACCACCACCGGCUCCCACUGGACGCGGCCUGCAGGCGCGGCUGUCUGCGCCGGGACAUGUACCCGCUCGUGUCCGACCAGAAGCUCAUGAAGAAGAGGUUUGUGGAUCCCAACACACACGAGAAGGUGACGUACAAGGAGCUGCAGGACAGAAGCCUCCAGAAAGGGGCGGGGGGCUGGACGCUGUUCCCCGUGACCCGCGACGAGAAGGAAUCCCCGUACGUGGAUGAGGCCACGCGCAGGGCCCUGGAGGCCGAACGGGUGGAGGUCACGGUCGGCCGGUACAAGGGACAGAGGCCCUCAGUGUGGGAGCUGCUGAACUCGGAAUACGUCACCGAGGAGAAAAAACUGGAGCUGGUGGGAAGCUACAAGAGAGACACGAAGCGUGCCCUGGACAAGGUAGUAGAAAACAUCUUCGUGAUGAUCGAGGAGAGAGAGAAGUGCAGCAAGCAGCUGUGGUUCCGAGGCAUCAGGAGGCAGGUGACGGCCUCCGAGCUCUUCCAGUCGGCCAUCAUCACCAAGGAGACGCUGGAGAAACUCGAGGAGGGACAGAGUUCCGUGGAAGACGUCAAGCAGGACGAGGGCGUGCGGCGCUACCUGGAGGGCACGAGCUGCAUCGCUGGCGUGCUGGUGCCCGCCAGGGACGACCCCUCCAGGCAGGAGAAGAUGAGCAUCUACCAGGCCAUGUGGAAGGGCCUGCUGCGGCCCGGCACGGCCCUGGUGCUGCUGGAGGCCCAGGCGGCCACGGGCUUCCUCAUCGACCCCGUGCGCAACCAGCGGCUGUCCGUGGACGAGGCGGUGGCCGCGGGCGUGGUGGGCGGCGAGAUCCGCGACAAGCUGCUGUCGGCCGAGCGCGCGGUCACCGGCUACACCGACCCCUACACCGGGGAGCCCAUCUCGCUCUUCCAGGCCAUGCGGAAGGACCUGAUCGUCCGCGACCACGGCAUCCGCCUGCUGGAGGCCCAGAUCGCCACGGGCGGCAUCAUCGACCCCGUGCACAGCCACCGGCUGCCCGUGGAGGUGGCCUAUGAGCGCGGCUACUUCGACGAGGAGAUGAACCGCGUCCUGGCGGACCCGAGCGACGACACCAAGGGCUUCUUCGACCCCAACACGCACGAGAACCUCACCUACAUGCAGCUGCUGCGCCGCUGCGUGCGCGACCCCGACACGGGGCUGUACGUGCUGCAGCUGGCCCGCCAGGGCUCCGCCCUGCAGCAGCUGAGCGAGGAGCUGCGCCGCGCCCUGCGGGACGUGCGCGUGUCCCUGCCGCCGGGGGCGGGCGCCCCCGAGGGCCAGGACGUGUCCGUCUGGGAGCUGCUCUUCUACCGGGAGGUGUCCGAGAGCCUGCGGCAGGACCUGCUGGCCGGGUACCGGGCGGGCAGGCUGAGCGUGCAGGAGCUGGGCGCCUCGCUCACCGCGCUGCUGGCCGGGGCCUCCGCGGCCGCGGACCCUCCGCCCGCCCUGCGCGCCGCCACCAUGGAGGUCAGGGUGGGCCGCCUGCGAGGCCCGGCCGUGCCCGUGUGGGACGUGCUGGAGUCCGCCUACGUGAGCGCCGACAGGAGGGAGCAGCUGCUGGCCCAGUUCCGCUCGGGGGCGCUGGGGCUGCCCGCGCUGACCCGCCGGCUGACCACCAUCAUCGAGGAGGCCGAGGAGGCCCAGGAGGUGCAGGGUGGGCGGCGGGGGCAGGGGGACACAGCCCCCGGCCAGCGGGAUCCGGGGCAGCAGGGGCGCAGUGGCGGGGCCACCGGGCACCCUCGGGAGCAGGAGCUGCGUGCCGCCACCAUGGAGGUGCGCGCCGGGCGGUUCCGCGGGCGGCCGGUGUCCGUGUGGACGUCCCUGUGCUCCUCCUACCUGACCCAGGCCCGCCGGGAGGAGCUGCUGGCCCAGCUGGAGGCCGGCACCCUGGCCCUGCCCGGCCUGGUGGCCGUCCUCACCCAGGUCGUGGAGGAGACGGAGGAGCGCCUGAGCAAGGUGUCCUUCCGGGGCCUGCGGCGCCAUGUGUCCGCGGCCCAGCUGGGCACGUCCGGGGUGCUGGACCCUGAGACCCUGCGGGGCCUGGCCCAGGGCACCAAGAGCCCCCAGGAGGUGCUGAAGAUGGACUCGGUGCGGCGCUACCUGGAGGGCACGAGCUGCAUUGCAGGCGUGCUGGUGCCCGCCAGGGACGACCCCUCCAGGCAGGAGAAGAUGAGCAUCUACCAGGCCAUGUGGAAGGGCCUGCUGCGGCCCGGCACGGCCCUGGUGCUGCUGGAGGCCCAGGCGGCCACGGGCUUCCUCAUCGACCCCGUGCGCAACCAGCGGCUGUCCGUGGAGGAGGCGGUGGCCGCGGGCGUGGUGGGCGGCGAGAUCCGCGACAAGCUGCUGUCGGCCGAGCGCGCGGUCACCGGCUACACCGACCCCUACACCGGGGAGCCCAUCUCGCUCUUCCAGGCCAUGCGGAAGGACCUGAUCGUCCGCGACCACGGCAUCCGCCUGCUGGAGGCCCAGAUCGCCACGGGCGGCAUCAUCGACCCCGUGCACAGCCACCGGCUGCCCGUGGAGGUGGCCUAUGAGCGCGGCUACUUCGACGAGGAGAUGAACCGCGUCCUGGCGGACCCGAGCGACGACACCAAGGGCUUCUUCGACCCCAACACGCACGAGAACCUCACCUACAUGCAGCUGCUGCGCCGCUGCGUGCGCGACCCGGACACGGGGCUGUACGUGCUGCAGCUGGCCCGCCAGGGCUCCGCCCUGCAGCAGCUGAGCGAGGAGCUGCGCCGCGCCCUGCGGGACGUGCGCGUGUCCCUGCCGCCGGGCGGGCGCCCCGAGGGCCAGGACGUGUCCGUCUGGGAGCUGCUCUUCUACCGGGAGGUGUCCGAGAGCCUGCGGCAGGACCUGCUGGCCGGGUACCGGGCGGGCAGGCUGAGCGUGCAGGAGCUGGGCGCCUCGCUCACCGCGCUGCUGGCCGGGGCCUCCGCGGCCGCGGACCCUCCGCCCGCCCUGCGCGCCGCCACCAUGGAGGUCAGGGUGGGCCGCCUGCGGGGCCCGGCCGUGCCCGUGUGGGACGUGCUGGAGUCCGCCUACGUGAGCGCCGACAGGAGGGAGCAGCUGCUGGCCCAGUUCCGCUCGGGGGCGCUGGGGCUGCCCGCGCUGACCCGCCGGCUGACCACCAUCAUCGAGGAGGCCGAGGAGGCCCAGGAGGUGCAGGGUGGGCGGCGGGGGCAGGGGGACACAGCCCCCGGCCAGCGGGAUCCGGGGCAGCAGGGGCGCAGUGAGGGCGGGGCCACCGGGCACCCUCGGGAGCAGGAGCUGCGUGCCGCCACCAUGGAGGUGCGCGCCGGGCGGUUCCGCGGGCGGCCGGUGUCCGUGUGGGACGUCCUGUGCUCCUCCUACCUGACCCAGGCCCGCCGGGAGGAGCUGCUGGCCCAGCUGGAGGCCGGCACCCUGGCCCUGCCCGGCCUGGUGGCCGUCCUCACCCAGGUCGUGGAGGAGACGGAGGAGCGCCUGAGCAAGGUGUCCUUCCGGGGCCUGCGGCGCCAUGUGUCCGCGGCCCAGCUGGGCACGUCCGGGGUGCUGGACCCUGAGACCCUGCGGGGGCCUGGCCCAGGGCCAAGAGCCCCCCAGGAGGUGCUGAAGAUGGACUCGGUGCGGCGCUACCUGGAGGGCACGAGCUGCAUCGCAGGCGUGCUGGUGCCCGCCAGGGACGACCCCUCCAGGCAGGAGAAGAUGAGCAUCUACCAGGCCAUGUGGAAGGGCCUGCUGCGGCCCGGCACGGCCCUGGUGCUGCUGGAGGCCCAGGCGGCCACGGGCUUCCUCAUCGACCCCGUGCGCAACCAGCGGCUGUCCGUGGACGAGGCGGUGGCCGCGGGCGUGGUGGGCGGCGAGAUCCGCGACAAGCUGCUGUCGGCCGAGCGCGCGGUCACCGGCUACACCGACCCCUACACCGGGGAGCCCAUCUCGCUCUUCCAGGCCAUGCGGAAGGACCUGAUCGUCCGCGACCACGGCAUCCGCCUGCUGGAGGCCCAGAUCGCCACGGGCGGCAUCAUCGACCCCGUGCACAGCCACCGGCUGCCCGUGGAGGUGGCCUAUGAGCGCGGCUACUUCGACGAGGAGAUGAACCGCGUCCUGGCGGACCCGAGCGACGACACCAAGGGCUUCUUCGACCCCAACACGCACGAGAACCUCACCUACAUGCAGCUGCCGCGCUGCGUGCGCGACCCGGACACGGGGCUGUACGUGCUGCAGCUGGCCGCCCAGGGCUCCGCCCUGCAGCAGCUGAGCGAGGAGCUGCGCCGCGCCCCUGCGGGGACGUGCGCGUGUCCCUGCCGCCGGGGCGGGCGCCCCGAGGGCCAGGACGUGUCCGUCUGGGAGCUGCUCUUCUACCGGGAGGUGUCCGAGAGCCUGCGGCAGGACCUGCUGGCCGGGUACCGGGCGGGCAGGCUGAGCGUGCAGGAGCUGGGCGCCUCGCUCACCGCGCUGCUGGCCGGGGCCUCCGCGGCCGCGGACCCUCCGCCCGCCCUGCGCGCCGCCACCAUGGAGGUCAGGGUGGGCCGCCUGCGGGGCCCGGCCGUGCCCGUGUGGGACGUGCUGGAGUCCGCCUACGUGAGCGCCGACAGGAGGGAGCAGCUGCUGGCCCAGUUCCGCUCGGGGGCGCUGGGGCUGCCCGCGCUGACCCGCCGGCUGACCACCAUCAUCGAGGAGGCCGAGGAGCCCAGGAGGUGCAGGGUGGGCGGCGGGGGCAGGGGGGACACAGCCCCCGGCCAGCGGGAUCCGGGGCAGCAGGGGCGCAGUGAGGGCGGGGCCACCGGGCACCCUCGGGAGCAGGAGCUGCGUGCCGCCACCAUGGAGGUGCGCGCCGGGCGGUUCCGCGGGCGGCCGGUGUCCGUGUGGGACGUCCUGUGCUCCUCCUACCUGACCCAGGCCCGCCGGGAGGAGCUGCUGGCCCAGCUGGAGGCCGGCACCCUGGCCCUGCCCGGCCUGGUGGCCGUCCUCACCCAGGUCGUGGAGGAGACGGAGGAGCGCCUGAGCAAGGUGUCCUUCCGGGGCCUGCGGCGCCAUGUGUCCGCGGCCCAGCUGGGCACGUCCGGGGUGCUGGACCCUGAGACCCUGCGGGGGCCUGGCCCAGGGCCAAGAGCCCCCCAGGAGGUGCUGAAGAUGGACUCGGUGCGGCGCUACCUGGAGGGCACGAGCUGCAUCGCAGGCGUGCUGGUGCCCGCCAGGGGACGACCCUCCAGGCAGGAGAAGAUGAGCAUCUACCAGGCCAUGUGGAAGGGCCUGCUGCGGCCCGGCACGGCCCUGGUGCUGCUGGAGGCCCAGGCGGCCACGGGCUUCCUCAUCGACCCCGUGCGCAACCAGCGGCUGUCCGUGGACGAGGCGGUGGCCGCGGGCGUGGUGGGCGGCGAGAUCCGCGACAAGCUGCUGUCGGCCGAGCGCGCGGUCACCGGCUACACCGACCCCUACACCGGGACCAUCUCGCUCUUCCAGGCCAUGCGGAAGGACCUGAUCGUCCGCGACCACGGCAUCCGCCUGCUGGAGGCCCAGAUCGCCACGGGCGGCAUCAUCGACCCCGUGCACAGCCACCGGCUGCCCGUGGAGGUGGCCUAUGAGCGCGGCUACUUCGACGAGGAGAUGAACCGCGUCCUGGCGGACCCGAGCGGCGACACCAAGGGCUUCUUCGACCCCAACACGCACGAGAACCUCACCUACAUGCAGCUGCUGCGCCGCUGCGUGCGCGACCCGGACACGGGGCUGUACGUGCUGCAGCUGGCCCGCCAGGGCUCCGCCCUGCAGCAGCUGAGCGAGGAGCUGCGCCGCACCCUGCGGGACGUGCGCGUGUCCCUGCCGCCGGGGGCAGGCGCCCCCGAGGGCCAGGACGUGUCCGUCUGGGAGCUGCUCUUCUACCGGGAGGUGUCCGAGAGCCUGCGGCAGGACCUGCUGGCCGGGUACCGGGCGGGCAGGCUGAGCGUGCAGGAGCUGGGCGCCUCGCUCACCGCGCUGCUGGCGGGGGCCUCCGCGGCCGCGGACCCUCCGCCCGCCCUGCGCGCCGCCACCAUGGAGGUCAGGGUGGGCCGCCUGCGGGGCCCGGCCGUGCCCGUGUGGGACGUGCUGGAGUCCGCCUACGUGAGCGCCGACAGGAGGGAGCAGCUGCUGGCCCAGUUCCGCUCGGGGCGCUGGGGGCUGCCCGCGCUGACCCGCCGGCUGACCACCAUCAUCGAGGAGGCCGAGGAGGCCCAGGAGGUGCAGGGUGGGCGGCGGGGGGCAGGGGGACACAGCCCCCGGCCAGCGGGAUCCGGGCAGCAGGGGCGCAGUGAGGGCGGGGCCACCGGGCACCCUCGGGAGCAGGAGCUGCGUGCCGCCACCAUGGAGGUGCGCGCCGGGCGGUUCCGCGGGCGGCCGGUGUCCGUGUGGGACGUCCUGUGCUCCUCCUACCUGACCCAGGCCCGCCGGGAGGAGCUGCUGGCCCAGCUGGAGGCCGGCACCCUGGCCCUGCCCGGCCUGGUGGCCGUCCUCACCCAGGUCGUGGAGGAGACGGAGGAGCGCCUGAGCAAGGUGUCCUUCCGGGGCCUGCGGCGCCAUGUGUCCGCGGCCCAGCUGGGCACGUCCGGGGUGCUGGACCCUGAGACCCUGCGGGGCCUGGCCCAGGGCACCAAGAGCCCCCAGGAGGUGCUGAAGAUGGACUCGGUGCGGCGCUACCUGGAGGGCACGAGCUGCAUCGCAGGCGUGCUGGUGCCCGCCAGGGACGACCCCUCCAGGCAGGAGAAGAUGAGCAUCUACCAGGCCAUGUGGAAGGGCCUGCUGCGGCCCGGCACGGCCCUGGUGCUGCUGGAGGCCCAGGCGGCCACGGGCUUCCUCAUCGACCCCGUGCGCAACCAGCGGCUGUCCGUGGACGAGGCGGUGGCCGCGGGCGUGGUGGGCGGCGAGAUCCGCGACAAGCUGCUGUCGGCCGAGCGCGCGGUCACCGGCUACACCGACCCCUACACCGGGGAGCCCAUCUCGCUCUUCCAGGCCAUGCAGAAGGGCCUGAUCGUCCGCGACCACGGCAUCCGCCUGCUGGAGGCCCAGAUCGCCACGGGCGGCAUCAUCGACCCCGUGCACAGCCACCGGCUGCCCGUGGAGGUGGCCUAUGAGCGCGGCUACUUCGACGAGGAGAUGAACCGCGUCCUGGCGGACCCGAGCGACGACACCAAGGGCUUCUUCGACCCCAACACGCACGAGAACCUCACCUACAUGCAGCUGCUUCAGAAGGCUGCUCUUGACUCUGAAACAGGCCUCUUAUUUCUUUCUCUUUCUCAGAAAUAAAAGAUCUGUUUGUGUUAGAUUUCACCUGUCAAAGGAUGUUAUUCUGCCCAGAGGGGUCUAAAAUUACCUUGAAUGUAAUGUUUCUUAUUUGUUUUAUACAUUUCACAUUGUUUGUUUUUCUCUACUCCCAGAGGCUUGGGUCUUUCCUUUCCAUUAAAAUAAUCAUGUGUCAUCUAGAUGGCAUCUUGGGUACUCUUGCAGUUCUCCCUUGAGUAUUCAACAUAUUUUUAUCUGACAGAACAUUGGCCGUUGGUCAUCAUUGAUAAACUCUGCUGCCCUUACAACAAAGGACUCUUUUCCUUGGCCCUGGUCCCUGUGGCUUCUUUGGUUGUAGAGUCGUCCUGCAACCAAGGGCUUGUGGUUGGCUUCCUGUGAGAGCAUUGGCGUGGGUUGUGGGUCCCAUCCCUGGAUCCAGACACCUGUGGUGCCCUGGGUAAGGGAGGCAACCAACCAGUCAAUGCUUCUGUUUCGUCGAGGUUUAUCCCUCUUUCUAAAAGCAAUGAAAAAUGUCUUCACAUGAGAGUUCUUUCAAAACAUGUUUUGAAAGAACUCUAUUUCUUGGCACCUCCACCUAUCACACUGAAGCGUAUACAUCAUUCUGUGUGUUCCAGUUUUUAUUAAAUGCAUUCCUUUCGAUCAAGAA
Messenger RNA from Phyllostomus hastatus (greater spear-nosed bat), 14094 nucleotides. It is a transcript of the gene EPPK1, whose product is annotated as epiplakin 1. The record is from RefSeq and is a predicted model, not a curated record. Lineage: Eukaryota; Metazoa; Chordata; Mammalia; Chiroptera; Phyllostomidae. Gene Ontology annotation, biological process: wound healing; intermediate filament bundle assembly. Gene Ontology annotation, cellular component: membrane; cell junction; keratin filament. Gene Ontology annotation, molecular function: structural molecule activity; keratin filament binding.